This is a messenger RNA of Rana temporaria (common frog), 2313 nucleotides long. RefSeq names its product gastrula zinc finger protein XlCGF26.1-like. Gene Ontology annotation, molecular function: RNA polymerase II cis-regulatory region sequence-specific DNA binding; DNA-binding transcription factor activity, RNA polymerase II-specific. The record is from RefSeq and is a predicted model, not a curated record. Gene Ontology annotation, biological process: regulation of transcription by RNA polymerase II. The coding region runs from base 237 to 2114 and encodes 625 amino acids. Lineage: Eukaryota; Metazoa; Chordata; Amphibia; Anura; Ranidae. The transcript is spliced from 5 exons.
CACAGGAAGAUCACACCAUCCCUCACCAUCAUCAGGGUGAAGAACUAAAAAACAUCAAACCUGAGGUUAAAGAGGAGGAAGAAGAGACAUUGCUAAGUGGAGCUCAGCCGUCUUUGGAGGAGGGAGGUCCUCUAUAUUCCUGGGAUUCCACACAGGGAGGUCACACCAUCCCUCACCAUCAUCAGGUUGAAGAACUGAAAGACAUCAAAGCUGAGAUUAAAGGGGAAGAAGAAGGGAUGUUGAUGAGUGGAGCUCAGCAGUUUAUGGAGGAGGGGGUACCUCUGUCUUCCCGGGAUUCCCCAGAGGAAGAUCACACCAUCCCUCACCAUCAUCAGGGUGAAGAACGGAUUAAUAUAAAAGCUGAGGUUAAAGAGGAAGAAGAAGAGACGUAUGUGGGGGGUGAUCAGCCGUCCAUGGAGGAGGUUGGGAAGAUUAUGAAGAGUGAACAGGAUGAAAUUUCUCCACCUUUCGACACAAAUGGAUGUGAUGUGAGGAAUUCCUCGGAGAGACAUCUUCUAUUAUCUGCUGAUUGUAAGUCAGAAGAUAAUGUCAUCACACAGGAUCCUCCAGGAGGAAAUCCAAAUACACAAAAUAUACAUCACAGACCUUCCUGUCCGGAGACAUCAAUGGAUCCCUCUGAUCAGGGGGAAUCUUCUCAUCAAUCACAUACUAUGAUUGUAAAUAUCCAUGUAAGAUCUCACACUGCAGAUAGAUCAACAGAUCCUUCUAAUCUCAAGGAAUCUUCCUCACCCCAUGAAGGAGAUCACCGAGGUCAGAAUCCAUUCUCAUGUUCAGAGUGCGGGAAAUCUUUCACUCAGAAAAGAGCACUUACUAGACACCAGAGAAUUCACACGGGUGAUCGCCUUUAUUCAUGUUCAGAGUGUGGGAAAUGUUUCACUCAGAAGGGAAACCUUAUUCGGCACCAGAGAAUUCACAUGGGAGAACGUCCAUAUUCAUGUUCAGAGUGCAGGAAAUCUUUCACUGGGAAAGGGGCACUUUCUACACACCAGAGAAUUCACACUGGCGAGCGUCCUUAUUCAUGUUUAGAGUGCGCAAAAUGUUUCACUCGCAAACACGACCUUGUAAAACACCAGAAAAUUCACACUGGUGAGCGCCCUUAUUCAUGUUUAGAGUGUGGGAAAUGUUUCACUUACAGAUGGGGCCUUUUUAUGCACCAGAGAAGCCACAUGGGUGAGCGUCCCUAUUCAUGUUCAGAGUGCGGGAAAUCUUUCGCUCAGAAAAUAGCACUUACUCGACACCAGAUAAUUCACACAGGUGAGAGUCCUUAUUCAUGUUCAGAGUGUGGGAAAUGUUUCACUCAUCAAGGAACCCUUGUUGUACACCAGAGAAUUCACACAGGUGAACGUCCAUAUUCAUGUUUACAGUGCGGGAAAUCUUUCACUUACAAAGGGACCCUUGUUGGACACCAGAAAAUUCACACGGGUGAGCGUCCUUAUUCAUGUUCUGAGUGUGGGAAAUCCUUCAUUCAAAAAGGGGCCCUUGUUGAACACCAGAUAAUUCACACGGGUGAGCGUCCUUAUUCAUGUUCAGAGUGCGGGAAAUCUUUCAUCUAUCGAAUGACCCUUGUUAGACACCAGAAAAUUCAUACUGGUGAGCGUCCUUAUUCAUGUUCAGAGUGUGGGAAAUCCUUCAUUCAUAAAGAGGCCCUUGUUAAACACCACAAAAUUCACACAGGUGAACAUCCUUAUCCAUGUUCAGAGUGCGGGAAAUCUUUCAGUCAUCAAAUAGCCCUUGUUAGACACCAGAGAAUUCACACGGGUGAGCGUUCCUAUUCAUGUUUAGAGUGUGGGAAAUCUUUCACUCAGAGAGGGGCCCUUGUUGAACAUCAGAUAAGUCACACAGGUUCUUAUCCAUGUUUAGAGUGUGGAAAAUCCUUCAAUCAGAAAGGAGCCCUUGUUAGACACCAGAGAAUUCACACGAAUGAGCACCAUUUUUCAUGUUUAGAGUGCAGGAAAUCUUUUACUCAAAAAGAAGACCUUUUUGAACACCAGAAAAGUCACAUUGGUGAGCAUUGUUUUUCAUGUUCAGAGUGCGGGAAAUCUUUCAUUCUUCAAGGAGCCCUUGUUAGACACCAGAGAAUUCACACAGAUUAGCGCCCUUAAUUAUGUUCAGAGUGCGGGAAAUAUUUCACUCAGAUAGAAGGUCCUGUUAGACACCAGAUAAGUCACACAGUGGAGCAUACUAAUUUAUGUGUGGAAAAACAUUUCACUCUGAAAGGAAACCUUUUGAAACACCAGAGAAGUCACACAGGUGAGCGUCCCUAUUCAUGUUCAGAGUGCGGGAAAUCUUACA